Messenger RNA from Cyphomyrmex costatus, 784 nucleotides. RefSeq lists its product as uncharacterized. Bases 185 to 784 code for a protein of 199 amino acids. Lineage: Eukaryota; Metazoa; Arthropoda; Insecta; Hymenoptera; Formicidae. The record is from RefSeq and is a predicted model, not a curated record. The transcript has 2 exons.
CUCUGCAUUCACUUCCAUUCUUCUUCUCCCUAUUGCUCCCUAUUCUUUACUCUAACUUAGGUGAAUGAAAAGACGUGUAUAUAUACAUACAUACAAUCUAUUACAAUCUGAAGGAAAUUCCUAUAACUAGAAAAGACACAUCUCACACAUGAUAGAGAACUAGUUAUAGAGAUUUUGUUGCAUAAUGGAAGAAGACAGGUCACAUCAAUCACAUUACAUAUAUCUUUUGAAAAAUCUCCCGACUUGUUUGGCAACUCUUUUCAAAAAUGAAACAGAAGAAGAAAAAUCUCAAAAAAUAGCUGUUGCUCUAAUGACUUGUUUUGAUGUGUAUAUAAGAAAAUAUGCAUUUACUGAAGUAAGAAAUUUUAGAACUAAGCAAAUUGUCCAGAUAUAUGACUCACUUCUUAGCAAAGGAAAUGAAUAUGUGUUGUCUCCUGAAGCUUGGCAAGAAGCUUUGACAUUGGAAGCAAAAAGAGAAAAAAAAUUUGUUAUGAACGCAAUGACGACUAUUACUAGAGAUAAAUUUGUUCAUUUGAUGGAGGAAUAUGGGAUACGGUCAGAACGAUGGUAUUUACUUCUAAAUUUGUUAUUCAGUGUUCAAAAGAAUAUGACAAUUUGGCCUAAUGGUAGUGUGGAGUUACCACCUGGAAAGAGAAUAGAUGAUAUCAUGAACAUAAUCUAUAGAGAUGAAAUAGAACAAACUCAUAUAUUUACAUAUUCACUAAUUACACGUUUACGGAAAUUCUACUCCGUUAGAGAAAUUGUAGAAGUAUUGAUUAACUAA